Molecule: messenger RNA, 2398 nt
Organism: Propithecus coquereli (Coquerel's sifaka)
Lineage: Eukaryota; Metazoa; Chordata; Mammalia; Primates; Indriidae
Gene: LPL
Product: lipoprotein lipase
Exons: 10
Coding region: 148-1572 (474 amino acids)
Biological process (GO): lipid metabolic process
Molecular function (GO): lipoprotein lipase activity; apolipoprotein binding
Source: RefSeq, a predicted model, not a curated record
CCCUCCUCCUCCUCCAACCUGCCACUUCUAGCUGUCCUGCCCUCCCCUUUAAAGCGCGACUUGCCCUGUGGCGGCCUGAACUCCGGCUCCGCGGGUCCAUCAGUCGGUCCGCACCUGGCAGCUCCCGCAGAGAGACGUGCCCCCAAGAUGAGCAAAGCCCUGUUCCUGGUGGCCCUGGGCGUGUGGCUCCAGAGUCUGACCGCCUCCCGAGGAGGGGUGGCCGCCGAUGACCGAAGAAGCAAUUUUAUAGACAUCGAAAGUAAAUUUGCCCUAAGGACCCCUGAAGACACAGCUGAGGACACUUGCCACCUCAUUCCCGGAGUAGCAGAGUCUGUGGCCAACUGUCACUUCAACCACAGCAGCAAAACCUUUGUGGUGAUCCAUGGCUGGACGGUGACAGGAAUGUAUGAGAGUUGGGUGCCAAAGCUUGUGGCCGCCCUGUACAAGCGGGAACCAGACUCCAAUGUCGUCGUGGUGGACUGGCUGUCCCGGGCUCAGCACCAUUAUCCAGUGUCUGCAGGCUACACCAAGCUGGUGGGAAAGGAUGUGGCCAGAUUUAUCAACUGGAUGGAGGAGGAAUUUAACUAUCCUCUGGACAACGUCCAUCUCCUGGGAUACAGCCUUGGAGCCCAUGCUGCUGGGAUCGCAGGAAGUCUGACCAACAAGAAGGUCAAUAGAAUUACUGGCCUAGAUCCAGCAGGACCUAACUUCGAGUAUGCAGAAGCUCCAAGUCGCCUUUCUCCUGAUGAUGCCCAUUUUGUAGAUGUCUUACACACGUUCACCAGAGGGUCCCCUGGCCGCAGUAUUGGAAUCCAGAAACCAAUAGGGCACGUUGACAUUUAUCCAAACGGAGGCACUUUUCAACCGGGGUGCAACAUUGGGGAAGCCAUCCGUGUGAUUGCACAGAGAGGCCUCGGAGAUGUGGACCAACUAGUGAAGUGCUCCCACGAGCGCUCCAUUCAUCUCUUCAUCGACUCCCUGUUGAAUGAAGAAAAUCCAAGCAAAGCCUACCGGUGCAGUUCAAAGGAAGCCUUCGAGAAAGGGCUGUGCCUCAGUUGCAGAAAGAACCGUUGCAAUAAUGUGGGCUAUGAGAUCAACAAGGUCAGAGCCAAAAGAAGCAGCAAAAUGUACCUGAAGACUCGUUCCCAGAUGCCUUACAAAGUAUUCCAUUACCAAGUAAAGAUUCAUUUCUCUGGGACCGAAAGUGAAACGCACACCAACCAGGCCUUCGAGAUUUCUCUGUACGGCACAGUGGCGGAGAGUGAGAACAUCGCUUUCACCCUGCCAGAAGUUUCCACAAAUAAGACAUACUCCUUCUUAAUUUACACGGAGGUUGAUAUUGGAGAACUGCUCAUGUUGAAGCUGAAAUGGGAGAGCGAUUCAUACUUUGGCUGGUCAAACUGGUGGAGCAGCCCUGGCUUUGCUAUUGAGAAGAUCAGAGUAAAAGCAGGAGAGACACAGAAAAAGGUGAUCUUCUGUUCCAGGCAGAAAGUAUCUCAUUUGCAGAAAGGAAAGGCACCUGUGGUAUUUGUGAAGUGCCACGACAAGUCUCUGAAUAAAAAGUCUGGCUGAAACGGGGCAAAUCUACAGAAAGAAGAACAGCACGUGAAUUCUGUGAAGAAUGAAGUCAAUGAAGUAACCUUUACAAAAGAUGCACCGUGCUUUGGAUGUUUAAAAGUGGAUUUUCCUGAGUAUUAAUCCCAGCUAUGUCCUUGUUAGUUAUUUUAGGAGACAGACUCAAAAUACUAAAAAGUGGCUAAUUCCAUUUGAGGAGUAUGGUGGCCAAAUAGCACAUCCUCCAACGUUAAAAGAGACAGAUAUGAAAAGCACUGCAUUUUGUCCUUUGGGAAAGAAGUAAUCGUUUGGGCCCACAGGAAAGUAAGACUCCUUCCUGGCGUGUGUUUGGCCAUGGCCUAACAUUGGUUAGAACCUCCUGUUUUAAUUGGAAUUCUGGAUUUUUUGGACUGAGGCCUUCUCAAAGUUUUCUCCAAGUCUGAAUAUAGAAAAUUGUUUUCUGUGGCCUAAGUCAGACCCACCUACUACUUGGCAGUAGAAACGCCUGAUUUUUUGGAAUGGUUCUCCUCUUGCCUUUGGGAUGUGGCCCAGGAGUUAACCAGGAACAUGUGAUUUAGAGGGACAGAGAAUGGGCUGACGAAGCACUGAGCCUUCAAACAGUUUCUGUUGUUGGCUUGCAUCAUGACAAAGUUAAAGGAGGUAUAAAAUUUAGAUCAAUUCUUUUUUUGAUCAAUUAAUUUUUAAUAGGCUUUAUAGUUUAAUUAAUCUCUCUCUCUCCCCUCCUAUUGUUUUUGGUCUCGAGAUUAUAUUUUAACAACGUUCUUUGGAUGGGUGUUGAAAAUGAGCCCGUAAUCCUCAGCUGCCACAUCAUUUGAAUGGUGCA